Coprinopsis cinerea okayama7#130 is the source of this 471-nucleotide messenger RNA. RefSeq names its product silencing group B protein. Gene Ontology annotation, biological process: N-terminal peptidyl-glutamic acid acetylation. The coding region runs from base 1 to 471 and encodes 156 amino acids. Gene Ontology annotation, molecular function: protein-N-terminal-glutamate acetyltransferase activity; protein N-terminal-serine acetyltransferase activity. The record is from RefSeq and is a predicted model, not a curated record. Gene Ontology annotation, cellular component: NatA complex. NCBI's taxonomy places the organism in Eukaryota, Fungi, Basidiomycota, Agaricomycetes, Agaricales, Psathyrellaceae. The transcript has 6 exons.
AUGAACAUCCGUCAAGUUCGAAUAGAAGACCUCCAAGGCAUGCAAGCCUGCAACUUGCACAAUCUCCCCGAAAACUACACAAUGAAAUAUUACUUGUACCAUGCCAUGACAUGGCCUGGUCUUUCGUAUGUCGCGGAGGACGAGAACGGGAGGGUGGUUGGUUAUAUCUUGGCUAAAAUGGACGAGGAUCCACAGGAAGGCAAACCUCCCCAUGGACAUGUUACCUCCAUCUCGGUUUUGCGAUCCUACCGUCGUCUAGGCCUCGCAAAGAAGUUGAUGUUGCAAUCGCAGGAAGCAAUGGUGGAUAUUUACCGCGCAGCCUACGUCUCGCUUCACGUCCGUAAAUCCAACCGUGCAGCACUCUCGCUUUACAAAGAUACCUUGGGAUUCCGAGUCAAGGACAUCGAAAAGAAAUAUUAUGCCGACGGAGAGGACGCGUAUUCUAUGGAGUUGACACUUCCCAGUAAUUAA